Molecule: messenger RNA, 4946 nt
Organism: Penaeus monodon (black tiger shrimp)
Lineage: Eukaryota; Metazoa; Arthropoda; Malacostraca; Decapoda; Penaeidae
Gene: Shc
Product: SHC-transforming protein 1-like
Exons: 12
Coding region: 1-2085 (694 amino acids)
Biological process (GO): intracellular signal transduction; cell surface receptor protein tyrosine kinase signaling pathway
Cellular component (GO): plasma membrane
Molecular function (GO): receptor tyrosine kinase binding
Source: RefSeq, a predicted model, not a curated record
AUGGCACAUAGCUUUUAUCGGUAUGAUAUCGGAAAUAAGUGGCGGCUUCAGGUGGCAAGAAUUAUUCCUAAUGUUAUAUCUGUAACUGUGCCUAUAUCACCUUAUAUUUUUAACUUUGUUCCACACAGGGUGGGGUCACAUCAAAGUUUAGUGGUUAGCUGCAGCGUAACAGAAAGAAGUAACUCGGGGUUUUACACCGUGCACUUAUCGGGGGGGAGUGGAGACAGCUGCGGCAGUAGCGGAAGCGGCGGCGGGGGCGGCAGCGGCGGCGGCAAGAAGGGGCGCCACCACCGGUCCAAGUCGCUCGAACGGCACCAGGGCGCCCGCAUCCACCCUGUGGCGCCCGUCGCGCACCACCGCCACACGCGCUCCCUCGAGAGGAACCACAAGUUCAGGGUCGACCUCCGCGCGCCCUUCCCGACCAAGGACGAGCCGCCCGAGCACCAGGCGCCGCCCCCGCCCCCGUGUCUGACGGCCACGCACGUGCCGUGGGCGCCGGAUGCAGUGCAGGGCAGCAUAGAGCAGGACACGCAGCAGCAGGUGUGGCUGGGCGGCAUGGAGGGCGGGCACGGGGGCGGAGCGCUCCUUCUCAAAACGCGCGGGCUGCUCCCACCCCACCACCAGUUUGGCCGGGAAGCAUCUGCUCGCGUCAGGCCUUUGUGUAUCUACCUGUAUGUGUGGCUCUAUAGUUUCAUGUUUUUUUUCACUUUUCAGUAUAUUGGCUGCCUGAAAGUCAACACGUCCAUGAAGAGUUUGAAUUUUGAUACCAGGUCUUUAAUAGCAAAAGAAUGCAUCAGCAGAGUGUGUGAAGCAGCAGGCCUAAAAACUGCCGACAGGAAAAGGAAGGUAGUGAAGACCAUAGGCAGGAUCCUGGGUGAGAGACCCAUGAUGGAGCAUGCUGGAAGCAAUGUGAACUUGACUAUCACAAGCACAGCUCUCACUCUCUCCAUCUUGGAGUCUGGGCAGGUAGUGGCAUGUCAUGAUAUGCCCAACAUAUCCUUUGCUUCAGGGGGAGAUCCGGAUACUUUAGACUUUAUUGCCUAUGUAGCCAAAGACAGUCGUUAUGGACGUGCAUGCUUUGUGUUGGAGUGUGGUGGAGGUCUGGCACAGGAUGUAAUAACAACAAUCGGCCAGGCUUUUGAACUCAGGUUUAAGGAGUACCUCAAGAGAACCCCGUCCGUCCAGUAUACCAGCGUAAAAUCUGAUAAGUCAGGUAUGAAUGGCGAGGGUGCUGGUUGGGGUCGUGAUGACCCGGAAUACUAUAAUGACCUCCCUGGAAAGGUGCCUCCAGACCUUCCCCCACCUCCAGUUCCUCCUCUCCCUCAAUACUCGGCCUCUGACAGUAAGAGACCCGCUAUGGUUACAUCAGUGCAGGUGCCUGCAACUUCAUCAAGCAGUGGGUCCACGAGCUCUGUGUCUCCAGUCCCUUCUUCGGGAGCCUCAACUAUACUCCUCAACUCACACCAGCCACUCACAGGAAAAGUGUCUGACAACUUGAUAGAUUUUACCUCGGAAGGAGCCCAACCUCCCCCUAUGCGGUGUGAGCCAGAAUACGUCAAUGAUGCUGUUAUUAAGCAGAAGCAACUUCUUGACCAAAGAGAUCCAUUUGACAUGCAGCCCUUCAUCACCCAGUUAUCACAACUAAGUGGAGGUGUUAGUGGUGGCAGUGCAGCUGGAGCCAUUGGUGGAGCAGGAGCUGUAGCUUCAGGAACUGUACCCAGUUCUGGGGCUGUCGGAGGGAAUACAAAACCUCUCCCACUGAACCAGCGAUUACAGCUACAGAGGGAGCCUUGGUUCCAUGGUGCUAUUAGUAGGAAGGAGGCAGAGAUGCUGUUGGUGCAGGAUGGUGAUUUUCUGGUGCGUGAAUCCCAGGGAACUGCGGGCCAAUAUGUUUUAACUGGAAUGCAGAACAAUACAAAGAAGCACCUCUUGUUGGUUGAUCCCGAAGGAGUGGUCCGGACAAAGUCAAGAACUUUUGACAGUGUCAGUCACCUGAUCAACUACCACCGAGACAAUGAGCUGCCCAUAGUAUCGGCAGAGUCAGCCCUUGUCUUGCGCAAUCCUGUGUUAAGACGUAUACGUUAGCACUCAAGAGCAAAAUAUAUAUAUAUAUAUAUGUAUAUAUAUAUAUAUAUAUAUAUAUAUAUAAAGACUUUUUUUAGCCACAGAGAAACAGUGAUAGUGCACAUAUAUUAUAAAAGAAGAGUGUCAUGCAGCAGUUAGCAAGCUGAGCAUUUUUUUUUUUUUUUUUUUUUUUUUUUUUUUGAGAGGGGGAGGGGGAAGCCUGUUUGCAGCGGCUGUGCGACCCACGCAACAACAGUCUCAACUUUGGGUCACCAUCAUCAUCUGCAAGGCUUUUGAUUUUAUGUAUAUUUGCACAUACAAACAUAAAUUAUGAUUUAUUUCUUUUGAUUGUUAUUGUUUAUGUGUGCAAUUAAAUUUAUUCCUGUUUUUAAUGAUAUACUGAAAAGAUAUAAAGUUUUGUGUAUUCCCUCAGUGUAAUCAGGCAAGUUGUUCUAACUAGCAUUUGCAAAAGCUCGUGGACUUAGUAUUCGUUUUUGUGCAACUGGGUACUUGAUGUAAGCUUUAUUGGGUAUAUCUGGAAGAAACAGGAAGUCAUUUAUAAAUAUUGUACAAGCAUAUGCCGAUAUUAAAAGAUGGAAAUACAAGGGCUUUGGAAGUGCUCUCUGUCGCCUCAGUCAGUGAGUGAGAGAGAGAUACUUGUAGCCAGAAAAUGCUCAUAAUGGAAUAGAAAUCCCAGCAUUUCUAGUUGGUAUACCCAGUGCUUGGUUUAAUUGGUUAUCUCCCGGGCAACUUAUCAUAGCUGUUUACACCCUUCAUUUUUCACUUUUUUUUCACCUGUUUGUGUUCAAAGAAUAUCACUAAUUUCAUGCUGAAUAUAUUUCUUGAAUAUUGUAAAAACAAAAAGUAACAAAAAAAUAAGUAUAUAACAUUUUAAAUGGGACACUUAUUUUUCUAAUGUCCAAUUUUUACAUUACUUAUUCUAAUGUAGUCCUUUUAUAAAAAAAAAAAAAAAAAAAUUCAGGUGUUUAUUCAUUGCACAAUUGCACAAAGUCUCCCCAUAGAAAGGAAAUCAGGACCUAUUAGUUCUUGGAUGUAAUUACAAAAGGCAUGUGUUGGGUGCUUUCAAACUGUUGUGAAUUUGUCUUGUUUCCCUUUUUUUUUCAAGGGAAAGAAGAGAGUAAAGUUCAGCAUAUGGUAAUAUUAAUUCAGAAUGUCACUAGGCAUCAUUUUUUUUUAUAUUUCAUUGUGAAAAAAAAAAAAAAAAAAAAAAAAAAAAAUAAUAAUAAUAAUAAUAAUUCCUGUAUGAGAAAAAGAAUAACAUGAAGUGCAUAUGAGGGUUGAGUCCCUUGUUAGUCAUUUGAUUUAAAAGUUUGAGCACUUGAUAUAGGCCUAGAUUAAAUAUAUGAUUAGACUGUCUUCUCUCCUUGUUUAACAGGAGUCUUGAUGAUUCCACAUCGAUUUUAUUGUCUUUUUUUUUUUUUUUUUAUAUAUAGAUGGCUAACUAGUCAGAAUUUGCCAUCAUGAAAAAUGUUUUAUUCUGAAUUUUUAUGUGUACAGUAAUAUAUACCUUUAAGAUAAGUAUCUUCACAUUUCAGUCUCCUAAUUAUUAGGCCAAAAUGCAAUAAUAGAAUGGUAAUAUAUACCCAUUGUUACAGGACAGUCAUCAGUCUCACAUUGUCUGGAACUUUGAGCUGUCAUUCAGCCCAAACAUGUGGUGGGAUUCCUUGAUUCCAAACAUUACUUUUUCUCAGCCAGGGAUGGGGCUCCAGGCUAUUGCAUUUUUUUUUUUUCUUCUAGAAAUUAUCCUCAUUUGUUUGUUGAUGCCAUUGCAUAGGUCAGUACCAUUACCACUGCAAAAUUGGCAGAAUAGUUGCAACUAAAUGUCAAGUUGACUUGAACAUGUGAUUUCUAUAUUCUUAAAAUUUAUACAGCUUGAAGUCUUGUCAGUUAAAAACUAGCCUCUGAACACUUAAAUAUUUUAUCAUGUGCUUAGCCAUUUGAUUUUUGUCUUCUCUUUCAUUUUUAAUCCCCACAUUGGUUCCUGAAGAAUGCGAGAUAGAUACUGAGCACAAUAGACCCUCCAAGUCUUUCCCUAAAGCCUUGCAUUCUUGUGCCCUCCCAUCACUUGUGCCUCGAACGGUUCCCGAGCUGUAUAACGGAUGAAUCUGUUUGGUGCUUGGCCCAUGGGUCUGACAACUCACUUUUAUAUAUGCUCAAAAUGUAUUAAUACAAUCCCAUUCAUUCAACUUUCUGGUAAAAAAAUAAGAAAAAAUAAAAGGAAAAUUUAAUAUGUAACACUGCUAAUAGCUGAAGUUACAGCUGGAGAUAAUGUUGUCCAUUAAAUUACAUGAGAAUGAGGAGGGUUAGCAGGUUGAUUGGUAGAAUUUGUUUCAUUUAUUUAUUUAUUUAUUUUUGUCAGUAGAUAUCUAAAAUAGAAAAAAUCUUGCCAGGUACACUUUGGCAGAUGGAGUGAAAUAAAACCUGAAAAUAACUGCAGAACUAAGCAUUAAAAUAUUUUUACAGCAACCUACAUUCUCCCAUUUAAUCAGUACAAAAUACUGUUUCCUCAGGCCUGGAAUAGUUCAUCUCUUUGGUUCUGUAAAAAAUAAAAAAUAAAUAUAUGUGUACAUAUAAACAGAUGAAGCACACUCACAAAAAAUACAUCUAUAUAAGAAUGAAUAGAGGCCCACCUUUUCCCUGUUGUAAAAGGCAGAACAAUGCAUUGAUUCAAUUAGUUUCAUAUACCCAAAAGUCUCAUUUCUUCAUAGAAAGAGAAAGUGUUUGAAAUGGACUUAGGUAAGAAUUUAUUUGAAAACUGCUCCAUAAAUUUGUAAAUAUUAAUAGGACACUUACAUUUUGAAAAAAGAAAGAAAAAAAAAAAAAAAAAAAAAAAAAAAAUGUGAGGGAACACUAAUUAUAUA